Sphaeroforma arctica JP610 is the source of this 523-nucleotide messenger RNA. RefSeq lists its product as hypothetical. The record is from RefSeq and is a predicted model, not a curated record. The transcript has a single exon. The coding region runs from base 91 to 429 and encodes 112 amino acids. Lineage: Eukaryota; Ichthyosporea; Ichthyophonida.
CGCUACGAAAGCAGCUUUAAUCCACUAUCUUCGCACCAAGCGGGAGGCCCGCUGCACACAUGAACGAGCGCCAAAAUUCUCGCUCGUAGCAUGGAUGCUCUACUGAACCCCCUUGUCAACUCCAAUAACACAGACAUCCUCCAAUCUACCACGGACCGUCUCCAGAAGGCAUACCAAGCAAAGCAUGAUGAGAACCUCCUCCUACCUAACCCGCGAAUCCCGGCAGGCGCUAAAGAACCAGCGCGUGCGCAGUCCGGUCGACUCCACGUACCAGCAGUCUUUCCGACACAACCAUCCGAUACGAUGGCUACCAAUACGCUGCCUCAACUUUCCACCACAGACUCUUCGACGACAGGCAACGAUAUAGAAAUGGCUGACAUCAAGAAGGAGGAGAGUCCAGUAGUGUUGACCGAGGAUGAACAAAGUUAGGGCCAAUGAGGAUGACGCUCUUCAACCCACAAGGACUCAACAUGGGACAACGCAGCACAUACAGAUGAGUGUUUGAACGUUAUAUUGAUUGGGG